AGAUAUGUAAUUUCCGACCUGUCAUGAAGAGUUCUACCUCUUCGUAUCGUACCCCCGCCUGCUAUAUCGAGACUCGGUUUCCGUUGCCUCUUAUCCCCAAUCCCGAAGAAGCGGCGAGCGACCGGAAGGCGAGCGCGACGCAGCGAUUCACCUUAGAAUCUUCGCCGCGUAUGAUCGCGCAAGAAUACGAUUCGAGACCGACCUUGGGUGAAAGUUGAGGGUUUCGUGGCGACGUGAUGGAGAAAUACGAGUUCCUAAAGGACAUUGGGUAUGGGAACUUUGGAGUCACCAAGUUGAUGAAGAACAAGGAGACGAAGGAGCUCGUCGCCGCCAAGUACCUACCCAGAGGGGAAACGAUCGAUGAUAAGGUUGUGAGGGAGAUUGUUAAUCAUCGUUCGCUUCGUCAUCCUAAUAUUAUCCAAUUCAUGGAGGUCAUGCUUACGCCUACACAUUUGGUGAUCGUGAUGGAAUACGCCGCCGGUGGAGAGCUCUUUGAGCGGAUCUGCAGCACGGGAAGGUUCAGCGAGGAUGAGGCGAGGUACUUCUUUCAGCAGCUUAUAUGCGGUGUCAGCUACUGCCAUCAACUGCAAGUUUGUCAUCGAGAUCUGAAGCUCGAGAACACUUUGCUUGAUGGUAGCCCGUCACCUAAACUCAAAAUAUGUGACUUUGGUUACUCUAAGUCCACGUUGCUUCACUCGCAACCCAAAUCAGCAGUGGGAACCCCAGCAUACAUUGCACCAGAGAUUCUGGCUUGGAAAGAAUAUGAUGGAAAGAUGGCUGAUGUUUGGUCUUGUGGGGUUACACUAUAUGUAAUGUUGGUGGGAGCUUACCCCUUUGAAGAUCCAAAUGAUACAAAGAACUUCAGGAAGACCAUCGAGAGAAUAAGAGCUGUUCGAUACAAGAUACCACCACAUGUUCAUAUUUCCCCAGAUUGCAAGCACCUUCUCUCACAGAUCUUUGUUGCCAACCCUGCUAGGAGGAUCACAAUGCAGGAAAUAAAGAACCAUAUUUGGUACUUAAAAAACUUGCCUAGGGAGCUUACGGAAGCCGCACAAGCAAACUAUGGAUACUUGUGUGAUAGCAAUGUGCCCACCAGUUCCACUGGUUGCCUCCAGAGUGUCAUAGAGAUCAUGCAGAUUGUGAAGGAGGCAAGGAUCCCCCCACCAGUCUCACAAAGUGAUGAUGAAAUCAACUGGGAAAAUGAUGAGCCGGAGGAGCAGGAAGGCGAACAAGAUAAGUCAAAAAACAAAGAAGAGAAACAACAUUCUACUCAAAAAGGAAAAGAACAUGAGCGUUCUGCUCAAAAAGGAAAUGAUGAGCAAGAAAGUUCCGCUCGAAAUAGAAAAGAGGAAGAACACUAGGUCGAUAAGUAAAUAAAAACCAGGGUAAUCGGAAAACUUAGCAUAUACAAAGAAAUACAUCUGUUAUCUUUCUUUUCUUAAUCCUGAUAUUAUUUUUAGUCUUGCAUGUUAUGUUUAUUACAUACAAGUCACUGAUGUAUUUUCGCAAUGGAUUCUUCCUUUGAACUUUUCACCUGUAUAAUUUGAAUAGACAUAGUACAUGGCACCUAUAGGUUAUUAUUAUUA
Molecule: messenger RNA, 1586 nt
Organism: Zingiber officinale
Lineage: Eukaryota; Viridiplantae; Streptophyta; Magnoliopsida; Zingiberales; Zingiberaceae
Product: serine/threonine-protein kinase SAPK7-like
Exons: 10
Coding region: 237-1361 (374 amino acids)
Biological process (GO): protein phosphorylation; intracellular signal transduction
Molecular function (GO): ATP binding; protein serine/threonine kinase activity
Source: RefSeq, a predicted model, not a curated record